AUGAAACUGAUAUACCUAGGAAGUGCGUUCUCUAUCAUUUGGUACAUCAGGCACCACAAACUGGUCCGGAGGUCGUAUGACAAGGAUCAAGACACAUUCCCGCGAUCUUAUCUCAUUGUCCUCUCCUUCGCUUUAGCUGUCUUUGUACACGAGAAACUCACAUUCAAGGAGGUAAUGUGGACAUUCUCGUUGUAUUUGGAAGCUGUUGCAAUACUGCCCCAACUUGUGUUGCUGCAGAAGACUAGAAAUAUAGACAACUUAACAGGACAAUACGUUUUUUUACUAGGGUCAUACAGAGCAUUGUACAUAUUAAAUUGGAUUUACCGCUACUUAACUUAA
Messenger RNA from Linum tenue, 339 nucleotides. The record is from the annotation of a GenBank genome assembly. Lineage: Eukaryota; Viridiplantae; Streptophyta; Magnoliopsida; Malpighiales; Linaceae.